Messenger RNA from Bactrocera oleae (olive fruit fly), 2731 nucleotides. RefSeq names its product Per1-like protein PGAP5 (gene PGAP5). Gene Ontology annotation, molecular function: hydrolase activity. The record is from RefSeq and is a predicted model, not a curated record. Lineage: Eukaryota; Metazoa; Arthropoda; Insecta; Diptera; Tephritidae. Gene Ontology annotation, biological process: GPI anchor biosynthetic process.
AUUUUAUUUAUCUUAUAACACCUUUCGUAAAUAUUAUUUUUUUUGUUCCCCUUUUGACAUUUUUUUUUAUUAAUUUUCAUCAACAAUGCACUUGUGUCUUUUACUUAGCAUAUUUUAAAUGCUUAUAAAAAGUGCAAGUAAACAAUAUACCAAAAAUGUAUAUUUUGACAACAAUUUCUUGCAUCACUUUUUUGACUUUCUUGUAUUGUGAAUUUUUGGCGGACUUUUUACAACUCUCACUGUGUCAAUGGCCAACUCUAGGAACAAAAAGUUUAAAAAAGGAAAUUGAAUUAAGAGCCAUGAUAAUUGCAGACACCCAUCUAAUUGGCCCCAUACAUGGCCACUGGCUAGACAGAAUAUAUAGGGAAUGGCAUAUGCAUCGGAGUUUUCAGGCCUCUAUGCGUCUCUUCGAACCAGAGGUGGUUUUUGUGUUGGGUGAUCUCUUCGAUGAAGGAGAUAUUGUUACAAGUCGUGAUUUCGAACAAUAUGUUGAACGCUUUCAUCGGAUUUUUAAGACACCAAGUAAUGUGCCCAUUAUUAGUGCUGUGGGCAAUCAUGACAUUGGUUUCCACUAUAAAAUGGAUAGAAGUUUCAUUAAACGCUUUUCGAAACAUUUUAACAACACGGGUGUAGAAAUUUAUACAAUCAAAGGGAAUCAUUUUAUUAUGAUUAAUUCUAUGGCAAUGCAAAAUGAUGGCUGUGGUUUUUGUAAUGCGGCACUGCAUGAUUUAAAUAGUAUAUCUGAAAAACUAAAAUGCCUCAAAAAUAAAGAUAGUUGCGAAGAUAAUGAGGUUCUACAAAAACACAAAACCUAUAAUCGUCCGAUUUUGAUGCAACAUUUUCCAACCUAUCGAAAAUCGGAUGCCGUUUGUAGAGAACAUGAUGCGCCAAGCAUUGAGUUCUUCCGCGAAAAUUGGGAGGUGCUCUCAAGAAAAUCAACAGAUUUAAUAGGCAAACUCCUAACACCACGAGUUGCUUUCGCUGGCCACAGCCAUCAUUAUUGCUUGAAUAUAAAUCGUUUUGGUAUAGAAGAGUAUACAGUAGCCUCUUUCAGUUGGCGCAAUAAAGUAGAACCGAGCUUCUUGCUGACUUCUUUUAGCGGCUCGUCCUACGCUGUCUCAAAAUGCAAAAUGUUAGCACAAAUGCAUGUCUACAAUACAUACAUAGCGGCUACGACAAUAUUAAUAGCAACAAUUAUUUUUCAAAUCUCAAGAAAAUUCAUGAGUAUAAGCAAAAAAGCCUGAGACCCUACUUUAUCAAUAAUGUAUUAUGAAUGAAAAUAAUAGUAGGAAAUGCUUAGAAUAAUAGCGAAAUCGGUGUUGGGUUGGUGCGGUUACCUUACAAGGUCAUUAUUUUAGAUUAUUCCAAAUUUAUUUUAAUUAAAAUUUAGUAUUUAAAUUUGAAUUAUUUUAUGAAUAAUUUUAAGGCUUCGGCUACUCCAGGCUAUCUACAAGCUAUCUUUACUAUAGAAAAAGUAUUAUUGUAGUUAUUUUAGUAAUCGUAAAAUGGUAUAUUUUAUGCUGUCGUGCAAUAAUUUAGAAAUUAAAAAAUUAUAUUCUAUACUUUCAAAAUACGAUAAAUAUUAUCUUACCAUUUUCCACUUCAAAUUUAAAUCAAAAAAAUAAUUUUUGUUAAAAUAUUUAUAUAUUGUUUUUGUUUUUUUUUUUUGACAUUUUAUUUAUUAAGUUGUAAAGCAGAUACCAAGCGUUAUCACAGACGUUCAUAAUUGGCCCGCAAUAGCAUAUAUGCAUAAAUAUCUUGUUACUGAUUAUGAUAAUUUUUCAUUUGAGACUAUAAUAUAUAGACAAACAUAAGUAUUAAAUGAUCUAUAAUCCGACUCAAACAAAUUACGUACAUUGAGGGUUAAAUAGGAUUACGAAAAGGCUACUAACUUUACAAGACAUUUAUUUUUUUGUUGAUGUUUUUUCUAUACAUUUGUGUAUUAAUGUACAUACAUCUGUAUUUUGAUGUUAAUUUAUUGUCCAAUUACUGCAUAUUUUGCUGUUAUUUUAUUUGUAAGUCUAUUAAAUGCAUUCUAAAUUAUAUUAUUGGGGAUACACCUAGUAGCACAAAUUAUGGAAAAAAAAAAUUAAUAUCCCAGCAAACAUUAAAGUCCAAAAACCGAUUAUACAACUAGAUUUUUGUAUAUAAUAACAACAUUUAUAAAAUUAUGAAGUUGAUGUUAUUUAUUUCAUACUUUGAUUUUCAAAUAAAUUUGGCUUUAAUAUGUAUAUGUAUGUAUUGAACAUUUUCCAGUGUAAAUAUACCUUUAUAAAUAAACUAUAUGCAUUUCUUUAACUAAUUGAUUUUUAAGUAUUUUGUGCACAAAUUUAAGAAAUAAUGUAUAUGUAUGUAAAAAAUAUAAAAAAUUGUUGUGACCUUAUCAUUCGUGAAUAACUUAUCGUUCUUAAAUAUUUACAUUUACGUAUAUAACUCUUGCCUUAUGUUGCUAUUAUAUAGACUUUAUUAGACUUGCAGCAAAAACGACCAAUUUCGUACUUGGAAAUGUUCUUACUUGUCUUUUGUUUACCUUUCAAUUUUUUUGCUUGUUUGCCUAAAAAUUUAACAAAUUACACCUGUAAAUGUGGACUUAAACACAUAUGCAUAAUGAAGUUCAUGAUUGGAAUUUUUGCUACACAUUUAAUUUCUAAUUAUAAACUGUUUACCUAAGCUACACAUUUACAUAUAUACACAUUAUCGGCUAAAAAAAUACAGGAACCACAAAAUGCAA